Symbiodinium necroappetens is the source of this 2229-nucleotide messenger RNA. The record is from the annotation of a GenBank genome assembly. NCBI's taxonomy places the organism in Eukaryota, Dinophyceae, Suessiales, Symbiodiniaceae.
AUGAGGAUUCGCAAUCGCUCCUUGAAAGUGACCCGUGUGCAGGCCGUGAGCGCACUCUGCCAGCGGCGGCCGUUGCCAGGUGGCUCGAAACAGGCAUUGUGCCGCCAUGUCGAAGCACUGUGUUCCCUCGGCCUUGCAGAGACUCUCCUUCAGGAGUUGCUGCAGGAUGUGGCAUUGCAGCUGCGACAGCAGCUGAGUGAAUGCAGCGUGGACCUGGACCAAGAUGGGCUAUCAAAUCUAGUGGCUGUCGCUUUGGCCAUGUGCGGGGUCCUCACGGACGUAUCCAGAAUUUACAGCUUCCUGGACUCUGCAGUCGCGCGCAAGGCUGAUGCCUCGCUCUACGAGGUUCUGCGUGGCCACUUCCGCCGGGUUCUUCUCGAAACGCAUCAACCCCUGGAUUCCAUAUUGAGCGGUGCUCUGCGAUUGAUCCACGAGCAUCGUCAGGGCAAGGUUGUGGACAAGCAAACGCUGAAAUCUGCGAUACAACUGUUCAAGAUUCUGGACUUGUACACCGUCCAGCUGGAGCCACAACUUCUGGAAGAGACCGCUACCUUCUUCUGCAAGGAGUCCUCGAUCUGGCUUGAAGAACAUGAACUGGCAAAACUACCGGAUUUUUUGGCGUUCGUGGAGAGAUGUCUGGCGGCCGAAAGUUCGCUUGGAGAAGAAUGCGGGAUGCUUCCAUCAACGAUGAUGCAGAUUCGGGCAGCCGGUCAGAAGGAGAUGAUCCAGACGCGCUCAGAGGAAUUGCUAUCAGUUGGUUUUGAUGACUUGGUGUUGGACGUGCAGGUGGAGGCGCUGGCCAUCCUCUACCAGCACUUUAGGGACAUCGGUGCCCUUCCAGUGCUUCGCCGCGCCUAUGGCGAUGCACUUCGCAAGGCUGGGCUUAAUGUCCUCGAGUCCAGCGAUGACUUCAAAGUUGUCAUUCCAAGCAUCGAGCGGCUUAUCUCCGCGGCACAGGAGGUCCUGAGUGCCGCAUUUCUCGACGAUUGCAGCUUCGGAAUUGCCUUAAAGGAAGCGCUCGAAGGAUCUCUGAACUCACGAUCAGCGAAAAAAGUGGCCAAACUACUGGCCCGACACAUGGAUUGUGUCUUGCGUAGUGGCCGUGGCGGUGUCCGAGCUGGUGUGGCAGAUCCCAAGUGCUCGCAAUCGUUUUCUCAAAGUUUCUCUCCACCUGAACGUGCCGAUUUGGAAUUGGGUGAAGAUGCAGAGGCUUGCGUCCAACGAGCAAUUCAGAUAUUUCGGUACAUUGCAGCGAAAGAUGCGUUCGAGGCCUUUUACAGAAAGGAUCUGGCACGACGAUUGCUUCUGCAACGUUCCAUUUCCCGCGAAGCUGAACUAUCCGUAGCGUUAAAGCUUCGAGGGGAGUGCGGCAGUGCAUACACAGCUGGAAUUGAGGGAAUGUUCCAGAACCUGGAGAUCUCUCGAGUGCUGAGUGAAAGCUUUGAGGCUACCGCACAAGCAAAGCAGCUCCUUGACGAGACCGGUGUUGAGUUCGUCGCCUCCGUCCUGACAGCAGGCAGAUGGCCCGCUCAGCCAAGUGCCGACAUCUCGAUUCCUUCGAUUCCCUUCCGCCUGAUGACAUGCUUUACAAAUUUCUAUCAGCGGCAACACACUGGUCGUUCCCUGUCAUGGUGUCCAGCUUUGGGCCAGUGUGUUCUGCGGGCUACAUAUGGCGCAGCCGGCGGCCAGACUCGCAAGGAAUUCGUGGUAUCCCACUUUCAGGCAAUGGUUCUUCUCUGCUUCAACUCAGCCGACUCUCUAUGCUUUGGGGACAUCGCGGAAGCUACAAAGAUUCCGCAGGCUGAUCUGCAACUGACGCUGCAAAGCCUCACGCUGCAUAAAGCUGUCAAAAUCCUGCUCAGAGACAGUGCUGAGCAAGACGUCCAAUCCACAGAUAGAUUUACGUACAAUGGUGGCUUUACCCACAAGCUCCACAGAAUCACCGUUGCCACGAUUUCGCCGAAGGAGCAACUGCAAGAAGAGGAUGCUGUGGAGCAGAGGGUCGUAGGUAGCCGCCAACAUGAACUUGAUGCCGUCAUCAUUCGCAUCAUGAAGGCCAAAAGGAAACUAUCGCACUCAGAGCUUCUCGCAGAUGUUCUGGCUUCCGUUCGCUUCCCUGCCGAAGUUGUGGACAUUAAGCGGAGGAUUGAGUCGCUCAUUGACAGGGAGUAUUUGGAGAAGCACGUUCUCCACGAUCAGGGCAUCGCAUGCUAUGUCUAUCUGGCAUAG